Molecule: messenger RNA, 1949 nt
Organism: Scomber scombrus (Atlantic mackerel)
Lineage: Eukaryota; Metazoa; Chordata; Actinopteri; Scombriformes; Scombridae
Product: UDP-glucuronosyltransferase 2A1-like
Exons: 1
Coding region: 1-1629 (542 amino acids)
Molecular function (GO): UDP-glycosyltransferase activity
Source: RefSeq, a predicted model, not a curated record
AUGACAGAUCUAAAAUCCAUACAUCUCUUGUCAGAAUCUCUUUCAGAGAUGUAUCGACCAACCCAGCUGGUGCUGGCCGUGCUGCUCUGCUCUUCACUUUUGGUAAAUGGAGGGAAAGUAUUGGUGUUCCCUUUAGAUGGGAGCCACUGGGUCAACAUGAAAAUCCUCAUUGAGGAGCUUCACUCCAGAGGCCAUGAAAUCACAGUGAUGUGGCCAUCGAACAGCUGGUACAUCAAGGCAGAGUCAAAUCACUACAAGUCCAUCACUAUAAAUUCUCCUAUUGGCUUUGAUCCAGAAAGUUUUGGCUCCUUUAUAACCAGAAUGGUGAAGAAUCGGCUGGAAGGCGCUGCAAUUUGGACUCGUAUGUCUCUGGAGUAUGAAAUGAUGACACAGUUCUAUGAAAUGCAUAAGCAUGCGGUAGAGACGAUUGUUGAUGUGUUUGAGAACAAGAAAUUGAUGCAGAGCCUCCAUGACGCCAAAUAUGAUGUGGUUCUGACGGACCCUGCAAUAGGUGGAGGGGUGCUUCUGGCUCACCGUUUGGGUCUUCCACUUGUCUUCAAUGUGAGGUGGACUGUUCAGGGCGAAGCACAUCUUGCAAUUGCUCCUUCCCCAUUGUCUUAUGUCCCAAUCCCAGGAACAGAGCUGACUGACAAGAUGACGUUUUCCCAGCGGGUCAAGAACUUCCUUCAUUAUUUCUUCACAUGUAUUCUUGUUAAGUACAUCAUAGACCCAAUCUAUCAACCAUUUGUCGAACGUAAUUUUGGCCUCGAUGUUCACUACAUGGAGCUGUUCCAAGCAGCAGACAUCUGGUUGAUGAAGAAUGAUUUUACUUUUGAGUUCCCACGCCCCACAAUGCCCAACGUUGUUUACCUGUCAGGAUUUCACUGCAAACCCUCCAAGCCCCUCUCUAAAGAACUAGAGGAUUUUGUCCAGAGCUCUGGUGAACAUGGCAUCAUUGUUAUGACAUUGGGCACCAUGGUGGCAAAACUUCCUGAAGACAUGACUGAGGACAUUGCUGCUACCUUUGCUCAACUCCCUCAGAAGGUUAUCUGGAAGCAUAAAGGCAAAAGACCAUCGUCCCUUGGCAACAACACCUUGAUUUUGGACUGGCUGCCUCAAAACGACCUGCUGGGUCAUCCUAAGACCAGAGUGUUUGUAGCCCAUGGAGGCACCAAUGGUGUUCAGGAGGCUGUUUACCACGGUGUUCCCCUGGUCGGCCUUCCCCUCAUGUUCGACCAGCAUGACAACUUCUUCAGGAUGAAAGCAAGAGGUGUGGCCAAAGUGUUGGACAUUUCAACUCUGAACAAAGACAACUUCCUGCAGGCACUGAAGGAGGUGCUCUAUGAGCCGUCCUACAGGGAGAAGAUGAAGGCACUUUCAAACAUACAAAGAGAUCAGCCCAUGAAACCCAUGGAUCGUGCCAUGUUCUGGAUUGAGUUUGUCAUGAGACACAAAGGAGCUCCACAUCUAAGGACAGAGUCUUACAAGAUGUCCUUUAUUCAGUACCACUCAAUUGAUGUGGUGGCACUUCUGCUGGCAGUUAUUCUGCUAGUUGUGACCGUUUUCAUUGUAACAGUCAAGUUUUUGUGGCGAAUGGUGUUUUCUAGAAGCAAAGUCAAAAACGAAUGAUGAAUGUGUCGCAACAGAGUUGUGAUACUGUCCCAUUUUUACUUAAAGCUAAUAUCUUGCAAUGUUAUCGUACGUAUCAAGGAAACAACUUCUCAAAAGUUGUUGGAUGUUAGGACUUUAGUAAAGGGAUCAGUUCAUAGUUCAUACCCAAUAAUGUUUUGAAGCAUUUUUAACAAUGCAGGGUUUUUCUUUCAUUCAUAAACGAUUGAAUUUACUUGAAUUAAAUUAAAUGAGGCAAAAUACAUUUUAUAGAAAGUGCCACAAAGAGCAAUCUUUACAUCCCUACUGAUAUCAUCAAUAUACCUCCCAUGCCUGUAAAU